GCGGCCGACGACUGAGGCUAACCCGUCUGUGGCUGUGACGAUCGCGGCGAGAUAUAGCGAGGAUAAGGGGAGGGACACGCACUUCCAUCCCAUUCGACCAUCUCAUUCCGCAUUCCGAUUUCCCCACACGACGCCGGCCGCAGUUCCUCACCAACCUCCUGAGCGAGCCAAGCGCUCUCUCCGUCGAUCGUAUGGUUCCCAUGGUCACCGAGGCGUGGACGCUCGCCGGGUGCGGCGGGGCCGCGGCGUCCAAGCCUUUGCCGGCUCAGGACGUCCCCGUGCUGCUGCAUCCUACCGCCAAGAAACCCGCCUCGUCGAGAGCGGUGGCCGUGGCGAAGAGCGCAGGCCAGGAUGGCCGGCGCGACGCCGCCGUCGUCGGGAGGCGCCGGGGCAUCGCGUCGUGCCUGCUGGCCGCGCUCGCGCUGGCCGGCUCCUCCUCCGCCGGCGGCGCCGCGCGGGCCGCCAUCCUGGAGGCCGACGACGACCUGGAGCUGCUGGAGCGCGUCAAGGAGGACAAGAAGAAACGGCUCCAGAAGCAGGGGAUCAUCAACUCCUCCGCCGCCGAGACAGGGUACUUGCAGGACCUGGUGUACAAGCUGAGCAAGGUGGGGCAGGCCAUUGACAAGGACGACCUCGCCGCCGCCGGCGACGUCCUCGGCCCCGCCUCCGACGCGCCGUGGGUGCAGAACGUCAAUGCAGCUUUCUCCAAGUUCAGCUCAAGCACCGAGGAGAAGAGUGCAGUGGACAGCUUCAACUCCUCGCUGUCCUCCUUAUUCACAUCAGUGAGCAAGAGCGACAUCAACUCGUCCAAGUCGGCGUUCGUAUCGUCAGCGACGGCGCUGGAGAAAUGGGUGGAGCUGGCCGGACUCACCGGCAAGCUCAAAGGCUUCUGAAUUUUCCGAGACAACUGAAUUGCUGUCUGACGAGUACAUACCUACCUACCUACCUGGAGAUGAUGUUUUCCUUCAAGCGCUGGCUUGAUGUUGUUCUCCAUGCCACUGAUACAUGUAUCGAUUCUAUCAUAACCACGGCUUCGACGGAAGAACAAUCUGUUAGAAUCACAAUUCCCGCUGUUUUUCUUCCCCUUGUUGAGAUGUAAGACACUGUUCGUGUCAAGAAAUUGUUUGCAGUGUAUUAGGAUAUUAAGCAAAAAUAAAAAGUUUCUCUA
Messenger RNA from Aegilops tauschii subsp. strangulata, 1168 nucleotides. Its product is annotated as thylakoid lumenal 16.5 kDa protein, chloroplastic. The record is from RefSeq and is a predicted model, not a curated record. Gene Ontology annotation, biological process: photosystem II repair. NCBI's taxonomy places the organism in Eukaryota, Viridiplantae, Streptophyta, Magnoliopsida, Poales, Poaceae.